AAUUCCUCACAUAUCUGUUUUUGAGAGUACUGUUGCCCUCACUCACCAGCGAAGAACCCGCCAAUCAGCCAACCGGUUCGGCCCAAACCCGGUUGUCGGAAACCCUAGAACCCAAAGACCUCCAUGGCCUCGACCUCCGCUUCUCGAACUCAUGGCGCCACGGGCCGGAUCCGAACCGCCACAGCCACUCUCUACGAGGACAACCAGUCUCUUAUCUCUGAUAUUCGUAGAGCUGUGGGUGCAAUGAAGGAAAUUGCAGUUGAUUUGGAGAGAGAUAAUCAGUUUGAGAGGGUAAAGGAGCUUGAAAAUGCUGUUAUUGAAUUGUUGGGUACUCAUGAAGACUGUUCGCAUUUUUCAUCCACAAUUCAAUCUGUUGGAGAGAAAUACCAACCUGGGCCACAGCUGAUGCGAGUUUAUUAUCUUCGAAGCCAGCUUACUGAUUUUGAUCAGUUGUUCAAGAAUGAGGUUGCAAUGCUCAAGGCUAAUUCAUCUUCAGAUCCACAAAACCAUCCUUUGAUGCGCCAAUUCCGGGAAGCUGUCUGGAAUGUUCAUCAUGCAGGAGAGCCUAUGCCAGGUGAAGAGCAGGAGGACAUUGUAAUGACCAGCAACCAAUGCAAUAUUCUGAAUGUCACCUGCCCAUUAAGUGGAAAGCCUAUCACUGAACUGCAGCAUCCAGUUCGCAGUGUCGUAUGCAAGCAUGUUUAUGACAAAGGGUCAAUCAUGCAUUACUUACGCUCAAAGAACACACGAUGCCCUGUUGCAGCUUGCCCUAAGCUAUUGCAGGCAGAUAAAGUGGUGUGUGAUCCGUUGUUACUCGUCGAAAUUGAUGAAUUGCGUGCAAUGAAGGAACACACUGUCAUGACUGAUGUCAUAGAGGAUUUUACUGAGCUUGAUGAAGAGUGAUCGAUGAUUUCAGGAUUUGGAAAGUCUGCACACAGCCUUUGAGCUGCCUAUUUUGACAUGCUUGUAGUUCCUUGCUAUGUGCCUUCCCUAGAAUGGUGUUGUACAGAGAGUCCGGGUUUUAUGGUUUUGCAUAUGUAGUAGUUGAAAGCAGUUCCGGUAGCGAAUUCGAACCCUCUUCAAGUUCCUUGUAUUCAUAUCUAACGUUGGGGUAAAAAAAAUAAAUAUCGAGAGGCAACUUCACUG
This is a messenger RNA of Prunus mume (Japanese apricot), 1146 nucleotides long. The record is from RefSeq and is a predicted model, not a curated record. NCBI's taxonomy places the organism in Eukaryota, Viridiplantae, Streptophyta, Magnoliopsida, Rosales, Rosaceae.